This is a messenger RNA of Calliphora vicina (urban bluebottle blowfly), 3316 nucleotides long. RefSeq names its product secretory pathway calcium atpase (gene SPoCk). Gene Ontology annotation, molecular function: ATP hydrolysis activity; P-type calcium transporter activity; ATP binding. NCBI's taxonomy places the organism in Eukaryota, Metazoa, Arthropoda, Insecta, Diptera, Calliphoridae. Gene Ontology annotation, cellular component: Golgi membrane; endoplasmic reticulum; plasma membrane. Gene Ontology annotation, biological process: calcium ion transmembrane transport; intracellular calcium ion homeostasis; manganese ion transport. The record is from RefSeq and is a predicted model, not a curated record. Bases 103 to 3162 code for a protein of 1019 amino acids. The transcript is spliced from 4 exons.
AACUAUUUUUAUUUACAUUUUCUUUCUACUAAUGUGUGGCCAUUAACUUUUUUAUAAACGUCCAUUGUCCCUUUUCAUUAAACGUUUUGGUGGCUUGAAACCAUGAAAAAUCACAAGAAAUAUGCUAAACUACCCCAAGAUUUAGAUUUAAGUUUUCAAGAACAAUUAGACGCUGUGGACACUGCUGUUGCCGAUGAUUUCAAUUUAAGCGGUUCCGGUUUAGACGAGGACGACGAUAAUAUUCUGGACGAUCAGGAGGACGAAGAAGACGACGACGAGGAGGAAGACGAAAUAGUUAUUGCUUCGGCAGCGGCAGCAGCAGCUGGUCUCAGCGGUUCCGGUGUACGUUUGGCGAGUGCUACGGCUGCGGCCAGGAAACAACAGCUGAAUCGCAAGGUGUUGGCCGGUUUGGGCAGAGAUAGUAUUAUAGAGACGGGUUCAACAUUAACCCCUGAAAUGUUAUUAACCACAGCUGAAUCCUCAACAUUUAGUGCCUCCGAGGUGGCCGGCCGCUUACAAGUCGAUGUACGCUCUGGCCUCAAAUGGACCGAGGCUAAAUACCGGGCCAAAAUCAUUGGCCACAAUGAACUCAACGUUAUCGAAGAAGAACCUACCUGGAAGAAAUAUGCCGAACAAUUUAAAAAUCCUCUCAUCCUACUGCUGCUGGGUUCGGCGGCCGUCUCCAUAUUUAUGAAACAGUUUGAUGAUGCUGUCAGCAUAACCAUAGCCAUUAUUAUAGUGGUAACAGUAGCUUUUAUACAGGAAUACAGAUCGGAGAAGAGUUUAGAGGAGCUUAAGAAAUUAGUGCCACCCGAAUGUCAUUGUUUGAGAGAGGGUAGGCUGGAAACGUUUCUGGCCCGAGAAUUAGUGCCGGGAGAUGUGGUACACUUGAAUGUGGGCGAUCGGGUGCCGGCCGAUGUAAGGCUAUUCGAUGCCAUUGAUUUGUCCAUAGAUGAAUCCAGCUUUACGGGUGAAACAGAGCCGGCUAGAAAGUGCACGGAUUUGUUGUUGAAUAAUACAGGGAAUAAGGAUCAUACGAAUAUGAAGAAUAUUGCCUUUAUGGGCACUUUAGUGCGCUGUGGCAAUGGCAAGGGUAUUGUUGUAAGUACCGGCGAGAGAAGUGAAUUUGGUGAGGUCUUUAAAAUGAUGCAGGCAGAAGAGGCUCCUAAGACCCCACUACAAAAGUCCAUGGACAUUUUGGGGGCUCAACUAAGUUUCUAUUCGUUUCUAAUUAUUGGUGUCAUCAUGCUAUUGGGUUGGUUGCAGGGCAAACCCUUAACGGAAAUGUUUAAUAUUUCUGUAUCCUUGGCCGUGGCCGCCAUACCUGAAGGUUUACCCAUCGUGGUAACAGUUACCUUGGCCUUGGGCGUUAUGCGUAUGGCCAAACGCAAUGCCAUUGUUAAAAAGCUACCCACGGUAGAGACAUUGGGUUGUGUCAAUGUCAUUUGCUCGGAUAAGACCGGAACACUAACCAAAAAUGAAAUGACGGUAACCGUGAUCAUAACCUCAGAUGCCUAUAUGGCGGAUGUAACAGGAGCUGGAUACAAUGAUCAGGGUGAGAUACACAUACGCAAUUGCAACAAUAUAGAAAUGGCUAAAUCCAACAUAACUAAUUUACUGGAAAUCGGAGCAGUGUGCAAUAAUGCCUACAUACAAAAUGGCACUUUACUGGGUCAACCAACCGAAGGUGCUCUCAUUGCUGCCGCCAUGAAGAAUGGCAUGUACGCCACCGCUGAAAACUAUGUGCGCAUUCAGGAGUAUCCUUUCUCCUCGGACCAGAAAAUGAUGGCCGUCAAAUGCAUACACAAGUACAAUAACAACAAAGAGGAAAUCUAUUUUGCCAAGGGCGCCUUGGAUUAUUUAUUGCCUCAGUGCACCAAAUAUCAAUUUGGCACCCAAACCAUGCCUUUGACUAAACAAAAUGAAGCGGAAUUCCUGGCUGAAGCUUAUGAAAUAGGCCGCAAGGGCUUAAGAGUGUUGGCCCUGGCCAAGGGUAAAAAUCUACAGGAUUUAAUUUAUUGCGGUUUGGUGGGCAUUACUGAUCCUCCCAGACCAUUGGUCAGGGAAUCAAUUGAGCUGUUGAUGCAGAGUGGCGUGCGAGUGAAAAUGGUGACGGGUGAUGCACAGGAGACAGCAAUGGCAAUUGCAAGUCUCAUUGGCAUUGAUACCAUACACCAUCAGACACUGUCGGGUCAAGAAAUGGAUCAAAUGAACGAACAUCAAUUGGACAAGGUGGCCAAUAAUGUGAGUGUAUUCUAUCGGGUAUCACCCCGACACAAAUUGGACAUUGUGAAAUCCUUGCAAAGGACCGGCAAUAUUGUGGGUAUGACCGGCGAUGGUGUCAAUGAUGGGGUGGCCUUGAAGAAAGCUGAUAUUGGCAUUGCCAUGGGUAAAAAUGGCACAGAUGUGUGUAAAGAGGCGGCGGAUAUGAUAUUGGUCAAUGAUGAUUUUCAUACCAUAAUAGCGGCCAUUGAGGAAGGCAAAGCCAUAUUCUAUAAUAUACGCAACUUUGUAAGAUUCCAAUUGAGUACAUCUAUUGCGGCUCUCUCUUUAAUUGCUUUGGCUACAUUAAUGGGCAUAGCCAAUCCCUUAAAUGCCAUGCAAAUUCUAUGGAUCAACAUUAUAAUGGAUGGACCCCCAGCCCAGAGUUUGGGCGUUGAGCCGGUGGAUCAUGAUGUCUUGAAACAGAAACCGCGUAAUGUUAAACAGCCCAUGAUUACGAAAUCAGUGAUUGUAAAUGUUUUACUAAGUGCCAGCAUUAUUAUUUUGGGUACCUUGUGGGUGUUCCAAAGAGAAAUGAUCGAUGGCUCGUUGGGUAAGACCAAGCGAGACACCACCAUGACCUUUACCUGUUUUGUAUUCUUCGAUAUGUUUAAUGCUCUCUCCUGCCGCUCACAAACUAAAAGUGUUUUCACCAUAGGCCUGACUUCAAACAAAAUGUUCCUAUUGGCUGUAGGCUUUUCCAUAAUUGGCCAAAUGUUGGUCAUCUAUUUCCCCCCCUUGCAAAUGGUGUUUCAAACCGAGGCAUUAUCUGCCUAUGAUAUACUCUUUUUGCUCUCGCUCACCUCGUCAGUGCUAAUAGUGGCCGAGAUUAAGAAGUGGUUCGAAAGGACCAUGGAACGCAAAAUGUAUAAAACACGUUCAGAGUUGGAUUUUGUAUGACAAAACGAAAGCGCUGGAAGAUUGUUGAAUAAGAAAUCUAAUUAAAUUUUAGACUAAAACAAACAAAAGUAAUAAACAAACGUAUUUAAAUAAAAUUUAAACAUAAUUAAACAAUUUUGAGUUCUUGAUAUGAAAAUAGGCGGUGUUUUUUUUU